ACUGGAGUAUGGAGAAAUACGGAAGGUCCGAAGGUGAAAAUUGAGAAGGGCCGAAUCUCCGAAGGAGGGAGUGGCGGAGUGCAGAGGCUGAGGGGCGGUGCUGUGCCGUGCUGCGUUCUUCUCCGAUCUCCUCCGUUGUUUGAAAAUUUUGGGGCUUUGGACAAUUGGGCCGGUAAUAGGACUCGUAUCUUCUCGUCGCCUGUAGGCUUUCUCACAGCAGCAAAAUCGUACUCCAUAGUCACUACUAUGUAUCUUCUUCUUCAGCAGUUCAGCACUGCCGACGAGGGUCACGAGGCGACGACCAUUCUUCUUCAACAGGCAGUGUGCACCAGCUACUAGCGUCCGCCGCACCGCUGCGCCGGAUACAGCGCGCUGCCCUGCCGUCUACCGCUCCUGCUUAGCUAGGAGUAGGGGUGACAAUUAUAUAUGAUCCAGUACUUGCAUUGAACUGUUCCAGAAUCAGAAGCAGAAUUACCCUCGUGGUUCCUCUCUUGAUUAUACCCUUUGCCUCGUCCAUACGCAUAUUCUCCCCAUCGUUCAUCUAGCCUGGAAGCACUUGAUGAAGCCACACUUGACAGUCAUUUGGGAUAACAGAGCAGAAGAAAGGGAACUGCAGUAUGAUUUGUCCUUGCUCUGAAGCAACAAAGAAAGAAUAUGUGGAGUGAAUUGUUUUGAAGAAUGCAAUCUAAAAUAAAAGCUUUUUUCAAGCCCUGCAUUUCCAAGACCGUCUCCGCUUCUUCAAUCUCAGGCAAUUUGUUCGAUUGCGAGGCUGCACAAUUGGAACGCCCAGAUAUCACCAAUACUUACAAGCGUAGAAGUUUCAAGCCGGGGGAUGGAUCAAAUAGUGAACCACCCCACGAAAUUGCAUCAAGGAGUUCAACUGUGAAAUUGGUUCCUCCUCAAAAUUUGAAUAAGAAAAGAAAUUAUGCUCAAUUUCAUUUGGAAUUGGGUCAGUCUGAUUUUGUGUUGCACACUUGCAAUGUAUGCGGCUUUGAGUAUGCCACUGGUGAAGAAGCUGAUGAGAAGGUUCACCAGAAAAUUCACAAGAAUUACACUCGAGGAAUUCCAUUAAAGGGCUGGCAAAAUGAAAGAAUUAUUCCGACUUCUUCUGAAACUGGACGCAUUAUCUUGGUGUUAAACGACGACCCUUCUCCAUGGAGAAAUAAGGUUCUGGAAGUUGUUAAAAUGAUGGAGAUAGAACUUGGACAUGGGUGGAUAUACCAUCAACAGUGCAAGGUGUAUUUAUUUAUAACCUUUGGAAGAAUUGCUGGCUGUGUGAUAGUAGAACGGAUAAACAGGGCCUACAGAUUUGUGCCUAGUUCAUCAGGAAACGGGUCAAAUAAUUCGGCUAAAACCGAAGUAAGUCGGAAAUCUUCAGUUUUGCAAUUUGGGGGAGUUUGUUUUCAACGGGAAAAAGUAAGAAAAGACCCCUCUAAGGAAAGACUCGAAGGUUCAGAUGAAGGAUUUGGGGUUAUCUUGUGCGAGGAUGAAGCUGUACCUGCUUCAUGUGGCAUUAGAGCCAUUUGGGUCAGUCCUUCCAACAGAAGAAAACAAAUUGCUAGUUAUUUGCUAGAUGCUGCUAGGAUUAGCUGUUGUGAUGGUCUAGUUCUAGAGCGGGCCGAGUUGGCAUUUUCCCAACCAACUUCAACUGGGAAGAAAUUCAUAUCUAGCUAUACAAACAGUUCAUCUUUCCUCCUAUACACCUCUAGUGGCUCAUAAAAUAGAUUUUGUGGUGGCCUAGAUCUAAAAAGGGCUGAGCUGGCGUUUUUUAAACCAACAUUGGAUGGAAGAUAUUCAUAAGCAGCUAGGAGCCUAUGAAGCUAUGUUAACCAUUCAUCUUUUGUUGUGUGCACCUCUAGUGGCUUAUGGCAAGCGCUAUGUAACUCUUAUUUCCUUUCAUGAAGUCUGGAUUACUGCUUAAUCAGUUGAUCCAUCUUUCAUGUUCUUAUAUUUAAAUGUGAUAUAAAACGUAGUAUUUUGAUGAUCAGGGUUUGAUAGACAACAUUUGAUUAAAAACUAAAAUAUGGAAAUCCUUGUACUAAGUAAUAGUAAGGGGCUGUUUACUUUUUUUUUCAUCAAGUCCUUGUCUGGAUUAAGACGUCUGGCUGGAUUAAGACGUCUGUCUGAAUUAAGUCACAGUAGAAUAACAAGUUGUUUACUUUGAGUGCUGAAUGUGUAGUCUGAAUUAGAUCAAAUGACUAAUUUACCCUUCUAUUUC
Molecule: messenger RNA, 2218 nt
Organism: Cuscuta epithymum
Lineage: Eukaryota; Viridiplantae; Streptophyta; Magnoliopsida; Solanales; Convolvulaceae
Source: the annotation of a GenBank genome assembly